UCUUCCCAUGGCACAGAGAGGUGAGGGGGGGGAAGUGAACAGCGAUGAAGGGAGGGUUGGACACUCGGACCACAGGUGUGGUGGUGGUUCUAAUGGCGGUGGGAUGGAUGAGUUGCCGACGGGAGGGGAUGAGUCGGCGGCUAAAGCGCUGUCAGUGAAAGGGGAAGCGUUGACAGAGAGACCUCGGGAGGAAGGGAAAAAGAGGUCGGGGGAAGACGUUGAAGUUGGAGACUCACGUCAGACAAGGGAAGUGCUAUCUAAGAGUGUACAGCAGACAUCCGAGGAUGCACAACGGACAGAGGCUGAGGUCUCUGGGGGAAAGGGUGGAUGGCCUGAGGGCAAGAGGGGUUAUGAGGGUAUUUCGCACACUGGGGGGAGGAGUGUGUCGCAAAUGGGGGAAACGGCGGUGGGUGACUUUGAAAAAUGUGUGUCUAGACUAAAGUCUAGCAAGAGGGCUGACGCACAUCACGGGAGAUCGGGGCAGAGAUNGACGCACAUCACGGGAGAUCGGGGCAGAAAGAUGUGGGAGAGCCAUGUCUCUGCAAGUCGGGGAAGGAAUCUUACGAGAGGCUCGGGGGCAGGGGCAAGGCGCCUAAGCGCAGAUCAGAGGAUGGCAAUGGAGGCAAUGGCAAUGCCAGGGUUUCACGCGUUAGCGCCGCGAAGUGAUGGGGGAGGCAAGGUGCCCAUGAAGGAGGAAGAAAAGCGCAAGAGGGGGGUUGAUGCCCAGGUGGAGGAGGAUGGUGGAGGGGGUAGUGCCUCGGGCAAGGAGGGGGAGGGGGAUGGAGAGUCCCAGGGCGGGGAGCCAUCGGAUGAGGGAGAGAAUCUCGGGGAGGCUAAAAAAAAGCGAAAACAAUCAUCACGCGAGAACAUCAAAGAAGACUCGGAGGGUGGGAUUGUUGAGGAGGAGGGGGGCCGAUCGGUGGUGCACAACACCGAGGGUGAUGGCCUGGCGACGGGGAUCGUCUCGUCAAACCACGGGAUUUUCCAGAAGUAGGGGUGCCGAACACGCCCCCUUCGUCAGAUCAAACGAAGUCUAGCAUUGGCAGAAUGGGAAAUGUUAAUGACAACGCAACACCAGCGGGGAAUGCGUUAAACACUCAAAGGAAGGAAAUACGCAAGGCAUAUUCUCCGAGAACAGUGAGGUGUCCGCUGUAUCCUCAAGCGGAACACACGGUUGGUCGAAAGGUAGCCAAAAAAGGGGUCGAUUAAUAGGGACACUAGAAAGGAUAAAAGCUUUACCGUUGAUCGUGCUGGCGUUGAUCGUGCUGGCAGCAAGCAGAACCAUGAAACUGUUGCUUUACCAGUGAUAGGAGAAGAGGGCGUGAUAGGGGAUGCAUCCGCCUCUGGAAAUUCCCUUUAGCGUGAGGUUGAGAUAACAGCGCAGAAGGGAGGAAAUUUUGGUGGAGCACAAGAAGGAACAGAUCGCAUUUUUGCCGUACAAGUAUCUGUUAGUUCUGUGUCAGGACAAAGGAGUGAUGCGGUGUACCCUCCGCCUCUUACGUUUGCUGCAGGUGAAGCGGCGAACUACCUGUCACCAUUUACUCGGUCGGUCGGUGGGGAUUUGACGAUGGACCGACAUCGACAUACGACUCGAGUGCAAGUGUUCGCGGGGGCAAGGGCGACCAAAAUGAUGUCGUGGGAGGCUCUGUUGGAUACGGGAAGUCCGGCAUCGUUUGUACAAGAAAGGUGUGUGCAAAAGAUGUUGGCAUAUUGGUUCGACUUCAGCUGAUAGCAUUGAAACAGGACUGAACAAGAAAUGGAGUGGGUUCCAUGGGGUGCCGUAGGUUACAGAUCGAAGAAUGCGAUUUAAUAUUGAAAUGUGGAAGGGCGGAAAAUCAGCGCCGGGUCAUUUCGGUACACCGACGGUACGGACGAGUGUGUAUGCGUACAUCGUGACAGACUCAAGCUAUGGAACAUGAUCUGAUACUAGGGAGGGAUAGUUGGGCUGAUUUUCCAGUUCGCGAAUUCCAAGACGUGUCGGACACAGGAACAACUUUUGUCGGUGAAAAUACUAAUGAAGUGGCAGGAGAUCACCACUUUGAUGAAUGGGUGGGUAACGCGCUUGGUAUGGUGGAAACGGAAGGUGAUGGAAAGGUGGUAGUGAAAUCUGAUGGUAGUAGACGAUGGCUUCCAAAUACAAUGUCAUGGGUUGAGGUAAAAUUAACCAACCUAGUUGGCAGUAACGCUGCGGUGGGGACGUACCGUGUGCAGUUUGGGAAUAAGUGGUUCCCGCAGGAAGCAUUGGUUGAAAAUGGUGGCGUUCAGGCGGUUGUGGCAAAUGGUGCCUCCGCACAUUCGAGACGUCCAUUUCGACUUCAAUGCGAAACUAUGGGAGCCGGAAGACAUUGACAAACUAGGUGAUGUAUUGUGCAAGUUUGAGCAUCGUUUUUCGAAGGGUGGUUCGGAUUUAGGACGGGUGACGGUGGAUCCGUUUCGAAUCAUUUUGAAGCCGGGGGCACAGCCAGUGCGGCAGAGGCCAUAUCGCUAUUCCUUAGUUAUGAACGAAAAGGAAAAUAUCGAAAUUGACAAAUUGCUGUUGGCGGGUGUGUUGCGGAGAUCGUACAGCAAUCGGGCGAGUCCGUUGGUGGUAGUCGCGAAAGCUAACGGUGGUGUGCGGUUGACGGUCAACUACAAGCGCAUCAAUAAAAUGAGUGUACCCCCCAAAUUGCCCAUUCCGAUAGUGAAGGAUAUUUUGGCGGAAUUGGACAAAUUGAAAAUCUUCAGUACGCUGGAUUUGGUCAGUGGGUUUUUCCAGUGCAGUAUUGAGGAGGACAGCCUCCGAUCACUGCUGUUAUCACGUCUACGGGGUUGGNGUGCGGUUGACGGUCAACUACAAGCGCAUCAAUAAAAUGAGUGUACCCCCCAAAUUGCCCAUUCCGAUAGUGAAGGAUAUUUUGGCGGAAUUGGACAAAUUGAAAAUCUUCAGUACGCUGGAUUUGGUCAGUGGGUUUUUCCAGUGCAGUAUUGAGGAGGACAGCCUCCGAUCACUGCUAGUAUGUGACGGACUGGAACGUUNGAUGAUGGAUAUUCUGUCUGGUCCUACGGUCUUGGCAUUUCCGUGUUAUGAGGGUGCGAUAUCGGGAGAGCGGCCGUUUCGGCUAACCGCUGAUGCGUCGAUUUCGGGCUUGGGAGCCGUAAUUGAGCAAGAGCAACGAGAUGGGAGUAUUAGGCAGCUAUGCUUUUUGAGCAGAUCAGCAUUCCCGAAUGAAACCAGAUGGAGUCUGACUGAGCUUGAAGCGGGUGCGAUAGUGUGCGCGACUAAGAAGAAUCGAACAUUAUUUUAUGGCACCCCCUUUGAAGUGUACAGUGGCUAUCAACCCUUGCGAAAUUUGGGGAGUUUGGCAGAGACAAACAAUCGCGUACAGAGGUGGUAUGACUUCCUGUCAGCGUACACGUAUGAACUGAAGUAUCGACCAGGGCGAGAGAAUGCAAAUGCCGAUUUGAUGUCACGGUUGCCAUUGCCUGCGACGAAAGAGGAUGAGGCACCAGAUGUCAGGCUGACUGAUCCGUCUGAUCUCGAUGUUUACAUGAUAGGUGCGAGCGGGGUGAUACCUU
Molecule: messenger RNA, 3555 nt
Organism: Ectocarpus sp. CCAP 1310/34
Lineage: Eukaryota; Phaeophyceae; Ectocarpales; Ectocarpaceae
Source: the annotation of a GenBank genome assembly